This is a messenger RNA of Knipowitschia caucasica, 876 nucleotides long. NCBI's taxonomy places the organism in Eukaryota, Metazoa, Chordata, Actinopteri, Gobiiformes, Gobiidae. The record is from the annotation of a GenBank genome assembly.
AUGCCUAACUCCUCCUCCUCUGCGGUUGCCGUGGUGUUUGAGUUGGAGGGCUUCCUGGUCGCCCCCGCUUCCAUGCCCUUCCUCUUCCUGCUGCUGCUGUGUGACUUCCUGGUGGCGUUGCUGGGUAACGGUGCUGUGCUGGUUGCCGUGGUGAUGGAUCGGCGGCUGUGGCAGCCCAUGUUCGUGCUGAUGCUGAACCUGGCGCUGGUUGACCUGUUGGGGGCAGCAGCCGUGUGUCCCCGCCUCCUCGCUCACAUGCUCUUCACCGAUAGGUCGCAGCGCUACAUAAGCCACGCCCAGGCGCUGCUGCAGGCCUUUGCUGUGCACACCUACGGGAUCACUGUCCAGACUGUGCUCGCUGCCAUGGCCUACGACCGGUUUUGUGGAACUCUGAUCCAGCACGCGUACUGCAGUAACCGUGGGUUACUCUCGCUGUCCUGCGAGCCCUCGCCUGCCAACAACUACUAUGGUCUGGCUAUGACGUACCUGGUAAGCACCACCGUGUUCCUGAUCACGGCGUUCUCGUACACCCGGAUCCUGAUGGCGGCGGUCUGGACCCGGCUCAGACCGGGUCGGAGCGGUCUAGACGCGGCUCAGACCCGGUCUAAAGCGAUACAGACCUGCUGCUCUCACCUGGUGGUGUACGUGGUGUACAAUGUGGCCUCCGUCAUCAUCAUCAUCUCAUACCGCCUACCGCCGUUCGCCGUCACCCCCAACGUGAAGAAGCUCUUCACCGCACUCUUCAUCAUCCUCCCGCCCGCCCUCAACCCGAUCAUCUACGGCCUGGUGAGCCGCGAGCUGCGCGCCGCGCUCUACCGCCAGCUGCGUCGUGCUGUGCCGAGCCGAGGGAGGCGCACAGUGCCCAAGAGACACUGA